AUGACCUCGGUUGCUGUGGUUACGCAGUCCGGAAGUUACUAUUCAGUAACAUUUUGAGAAACAUGGCUUUGCAGAGCUGGAUUGAUACCCUAAAAUCAUCAAAGAAAACAUCUUUGAUACACGAUGGAAAAAGAAAGAUCCACUUCCUUUUCAUAGAUGGAAAAGAAAUGACAGAGGAAUAUGACUCAAACACAGAUGAGCUAAUUGUACGAAAGUGGCGUCAUAAAAGUACCCUUGGAGCUCAGGGCCAAUGGCAGGUAGAGGUAGGGGAGCCCCUUGCAGGUCCUGUCACCUCCUCAGAAUCGGAUAUAAGGGAGAACUGCUUCAAUCCUGUGUUCUUGCGCAAAGACACAAAGACCAGCUUUCAGUGGAGAGUUCGCAACCUUCCCUACCCCAAAGAUGUCUUUAGUGUAUUUGUGGAGCCAUCUGACAGAUGCAUCAUCAUAAAAACCUUAAACAAAAAGUAUUAUAAGAAGUUCAGUAUUACUGAUUUAGAUCGCAUUCAGCUACCGUUGGACAACACCGCCCUCAGCUUCACUCACACCAACAACACUUUAAUUGUCAGCUACAAGAAACCCAAGGAGAUCUUAACCCUUGAGCACGAGCUACUGAAGGAGUUGAAGAAACUAAAGGUGACCGGCGAAUGGGGAUUCUGACGGCAAAACUCAGUGAAUUCUGACUUAAGGAGCAAGAGGAUGAUUAUAUAUUGCCUUUGAACAGUGUAUAUUCAAUGGUUGAUAGCGUCUAAUAAAUUAGAGUAGUUAGUCUUUCAAUUUGUCCUUCCAUUUAUUUUUGAUACCGACAUAUUCACUGAAUUCCAUUAUGUGUUUUUUAAAUCUCACAAACUGAUUCAUAAACUUUGUUUCAAUGAGUGUUUUCUCAAAUGAUUUCCCUUUGAUAAUAUA
Pungitius pungitius (ninespine stickleback) is the source of this 905-nucleotide messenger RNA. It is a transcript of the gene dpcd, whose product is annotated as deleted in primary ciliary dyskinesia homolog (mouse). The record is from RefSeq and is a predicted model, not a curated record. The transcript is spliced from 6 exons. The coding region runs from base 63 to 656 and encodes 197 amino acids. Lineage: Eukaryota; Metazoa; Chordata; Actinopteri; Perciformes; Gasterosteidae.